AAGAAUUUAAACUGCAUUCUGCAAUCUAGGCUACCUCAGAACUACUGUAACUUUUCAUGGAUUCAGGUGAAAGUUACAUGGAAGAGAUCAAAAUUUGACACCUGGAACCCAGAGUAUCAAAAUUCGUAUCAAACCGUUGUUACGACUGUGCUUAUUUAUUAAGAUGAACGAGUUUUUGCGAAGAACUAUCAAACUCUACGUGUGGACAGGAAGCUGGCCGAUAAACGGAGCCCCGAGAUUAAUCGAAAAUCUGCGAUACGCGGCCGGAUUAUUGAUCAUAAUCAGCAUCGCGAUAAUGAACGGCUUUCAAUACUUCGAUCUUUACAUGCACUGGGGAAACUGGAAACACUUUGCCGAAAAGGCCUAUUUAUUUUUCGCUUACACCUGCGUCAUCGGCGAGACCUUCGUAUUUUAUACUCGUCGCGAGGAGAUAAUGUCACUGUCAGAGGAAAUAACCAACUACGAGAAUGAAAUAUUUUUGGAAAAAAACGACAGCGAGAAGGUCGAAUUGCUGCGGGACGGUCAACGAAAGUCGAAAUUUAUCAACACUUUUCUUUGGCUCUUCAUGUUCAUGAUCAUCGUCUACAUGGUGACGUGGCCAAUGAUCUACAUGACAAUCGUCGGCGAUUAUGAUUCGAGAAUUUUACCCAUACCGGUUCAAUACCCAUUCAGUUUAAAUUCCACGGAGAAUUACGCCGCGGUUUACCUGAGCGACGCGAUGACAGAGUUUUUGGUGACAACGCACUCGCUGGCCUUCGACUCGCUAUUCGUCGCGUAUAUUUUCUUCGCCCUUGCUCGUCUCAAGAUACUUCGACAUUCUAUCGAACAAUUGCCCCUCACAGCGCAACGGAAAUUAAUGAUCCUUGUGAAAAAUCGAGAGGAUUUUAUCGUAACCCCCGUCACAAGGAAAACAUUGGAAAUGAUUUUUCAGGAUGAACUGAAGAAAUGCAUACAGGAACAUCAGAGAAUCAUUACGUUUUGCAAAACUGUCGACUCUUUGUUAAGCCCGGUUCUAUUCGGCGUGUUUAUAACUUACUCAAUGAUCAUUUGCCUCCUCCUAUUUCACCUUUUAAUGACGGGAAUGAGUACGGAUUUACUGCAACCAGGACAGAUCCUGAUAUUCUCAUUGCUGACUUUGUUUCGUUACUACUGGUGCGGCGACGAGUUAACGAACGAAGGUCUGAAGAUCGGCGAAUCGGUAUUGGGCAUAAAUUGGUACGAUUUCGGCAAUAGUAAUGCGAAAACUAUUAUUUCCAUGGUUCUACGUUCGCAGAAGCCGAUUUAUCUCACCGUUGGAAAGUUCUACAUGGUAACACUGGAAACCUAUUUAUCCUUUUCUAAAAUCUUUUUAGCUGCUGAGUAGCGCUUACUCGUAUUUUGCAUUGAUGAAACAAUUCAUGUAACGGUCGUGAAACUCGUGCUCUAUGGUUUCGAAUGGCUUUUGCAUGAUCUAAAAAAGUUAAACAUAACUACAAAAGUUCUAUCACAAUAUUGUACGAGAACAAAUUUACGCGAAAAAUUUUCGGUAAGUGUUUAACAAUGAACAUUUCAUCGAAAAUAAUAUGUUACACGAAUGUGUAUUUAUUUUUUAUUUUUUCUUUCGAAUUCACACGUUUAAUAGUAGUAGGCAUAGAAAAUAAGACGUCUGUUGUAAUUUGAGCUCUAAAUGAUAAUAUUUAGCGAUUCCUGAACGCAAUUUUUCAUUUUUCAUUUAAUAAACACGCGAAAAUAAUUUCAUUUACUUCUGAAUUUUGUAGCUCGGUAACGAGGCGACGUAAAUAAAUUUUCGUUACGCAUUUUUGUAG
This is a messenger RNA of Neodiprion virginianus, 1805 nucleotides long. Its product is annotated as odorant receptor Or2-like. The coding region runs from base 164 to 1363 and encodes 399 amino acids. The record is from RefSeq and is a predicted model, not a curated record. Gene Ontology annotation, cellular component: plasma membrane. Gene Ontology annotation, molecular function: olfactory receptor activity; odorant binding. Lineage: Eukaryota; Metazoa; Arthropoda; Insecta; Hymenoptera; Diprionidae. Gene Ontology annotation, biological process: detection of chemical stimulus involved in sensory perception of smell; sensory perception of smell. The transcript has 8 exons.